Molecule: messenger RNA, 534 nt
Organism: Chironomus riparius
Lineage: Eukaryota; Metazoa; Arthropoda; Insecta; Diptera; Chironomidae
Source: the annotation of a GenBank genome assembly
AUGGACAUUUCCUGGGAAUUCGAGUACUUCAUUUUAGAUUCUCAAAACACCUACGGACUCAUGAUUGAAUACCAAAACAUCCCAGCAGAUACACAAUUCAAUCUCACAGGCGAUCAUGAUGCCUACAAGACCGAUCAGGAUGUAAACUUUAUUUUCUUCAACAACUGCAAUGUCGCCAAAGUUCCUGUUGGACUUACGGAGUUGUUUCCUAACCUCAAAAUAAUUGGAAUAAGCAAUUUAGGAUUUCAAAAUGACAAAAUUGACGGUUUGGUUGAGUACAAAAAUUAUGGUCGAUUUGUGUUUUUGAGAAAUGAAGCUGAGUUCCUGCCGCUAAAUUUAAUUAAGAAUUUUGAGGAUUUGAAUGUUUUUGACAACAAUCUUUAUGACAUUGAGCCGAGGCUGAUUGUUGGAUUUGAUGAAUAUAAGGAAGCUAAUUUUGGAGUUGAUUUGGAAUGCGUUAAAUUUAAUUCAGUACAUGCUAAGUAUGACUUGGGAGCAAGUUUGAAGGAUGUUUUUAAACAAAUUGGAGGAUAG